GAGGAGCACGGUCGACCCUAUGCGCCCUUUGAAAGUAAGGAGGAUUGGGAACUAUGUUAUUGGUUGAGCAUGGAGGGUAUUUCACAAAAAGGGAUUGAUCGCUUCCGAAAUCUUACAUGGGUGAUGAACCAUCCUCGGCCACCAAGUUGGAAAGAUGCAGUUUCAAUGUACGAACGGGUAAAGACGAUGCCGGGCCCACCUUCAUGGAAAUCCGAUACAGUAACCCUCGAGGAAGCACCCGAUGAGCCACAAACACUCUACUGGCAUGAUCCUGUGGAAUGCACACACUUCCUAUUCCAGAAUCCUGACUUUGAUGGGGAUAUGGCAUAUGCGCUGAAGGAGGAG
Molecule: messenger RNA, 345 nt
Organism: Cantharellus anzutake
Lineage: Eukaryota; Fungi; Basidiomycota; Agaricomycetes; Cantharellales; Hydnaceae
Exons: 2
Source: RefSeq, a predicted model, not a curated record